Macrosiphum euphorbiae (potato aphid) is the source of this 189-nucleotide messenger RNA. The record is from the annotation of a GenBank genome assembly. Lineage: Eukaryota; Metazoa; Arthropoda; Insecta; Hemiptera; Aphididae.
AUGUCAUACAAAUGUUCCAAAGCUCGGGUUAUUCAAUGGAUGUCUAAUAUUUGUAAGUACGUAUGUACAAAUACUGGUUUAAUACUUAAACCAGGUAAACACGCAGCAAUUGAAUUAAGAGAUGGUUCAAAAAUGAUAAUUGAAAAUGCACAUUUGCCUCUAUCAAGAGAAGAUCUACAUUUGAACUAA